Molecule: messenger RNA, 1060 nt
Organism: Coniophora puteana RWD-64-598 SS2
Lineage: Eukaryota; Fungi; Basidiomycota; Agaricomycetes; Boletales; Coniophoraceae
Exons: 7
Coding region: 45-791 (248 amino acids)
Biological process (GO): nucleosome assembly
Cellular component (GO): nucleosome
Molecular function (GO): DNA binding; structural constituent of chromatin
Source: RefSeq, a predicted model, not a curated record
CUUCGUUUCUAACCAACAACGUCCCCCGUUUUGUCGACAAAGCGAUGGCUGUGACCAAGAAGACAUCCGUGACUAAAUCUGGCACCAAGAAGGGUGCAAGCAAGCCCACCGCCACUCAUCCUUCCUGGAUUGACAUGAUUAAGGAAUGUAUCGUGAAGUCGGAUGACUCCCGUCAGGGCGUGUCUCGCCCCCAGAUUAAGAAAUUUGUUGAAGAGCAAUACAAGCUCGAGUUUGGCAAUGCCCAGAACACUCAGUUGGCUAAGGCCAUCGCCACGGGUGCUGAGAAAGGCACUUUCGUCCUCCCGAAGGGUCCUUCUGGCAAGGUCAAGCUUCCUCCUAAGACUGCAAAGCCUGCUGAUGCCUCCGCAUCCAAGGAGAACAAGCCUGCUAAGCCAGCGUCCAAGGGCAAGGCGCCGACCAAGUCCCGCUCCACCAAGGCGGCGCCUGCUAAGGCCGCUACGGCAGCGAAGGCUUCCGUAACCAAGAGGACCACCUCAGGAGGCACUACGAAGGCGACUACUAAGAAGCCCGCUGCGAAAGCUUCUGCUGAGACCUCGACUUCAAAGCCUAAAGUCUCCGCUGCACCUAAGAAGACCCUUGCUGGUAAGAAGGCUGCUCCAGCCAAGAAGACGGCCGCGCCGUCGAAACGCGGAACUGCCAAGAAGGCUGUCACGGGCGCCAGCUCCGCUACUAAGGUAAAGACUGCCGCUGCAAAGAAGCCGGCUGCAAAGAAAUCUGCGGCUAAGACUAGCUCUUCAUCAACGACCAAGAGGACUGCGAAGAAGGCGUGAGCGCUGUUAGCAUCACUAUAAUAUGCUUUUCGCUUGGUCAUCCACAUGCUACUAUGAAUCCAUAUAUGAUCUCCUCCUUCGUGCCACAUAGGCUGUCUUACCCUCACAAAUCCAGUGUUAUUUCUUAGUUAUCUCAACUAUUUUUAUUCGGCUAUCUGAUGUAGUAGUUACUGUAAGUUAUUACAGAGAUGAAUUACGACUAUGCUUGCCUUUUCCUUUCUUACCCUAUAUAUCCUUGCUGCAUUGAACCCUUAGGCCUUUAUAACUGC